AUGCCGCAAGGAACUGGAACCCUGACAAGUGACCAAGGACGAGUCCUUGGUCAGUUUGAAAUCGAAGGCGCUCAAUAUGUCUUCGUGGGCAACUUGACUGGCUUUGGGCAAUCUUUCUCCAUUCCUAAUGCCGACGUUAGCUAUGACUCAACCGACCAGUUGCUCAACGAAUCUGAAGAGUUUGAAGAGUUGCCCAUGCAAAAGGACCAGAUUGAACUCAGGCUCAAGAACGGGGUUGCUAUUAUGGGCGGGUUUGACAUGCCCUUCAGUGAUGGCGAAGUGAAGAAAGCCACCAUUGUUGGCGGUGGAGGGAAAUGGUUGAAACUGUAA
Penicillium digitatum Pd1 is the source of this 330-nucleotide messenger RNA. NCBI's taxonomy places the organism in Eukaryota, Fungi, Ascomycota, Eurotiomycetes, Eurotiales, Aspergillaceae. The record is from RefSeq and is a predicted model, not a curated record.